Messenger RNA from Erythranthe guttata (spotted monkey flower), 2047 nucleotides. Its product is annotated as protein NRT1/ PTR FAMILY 5.6. Gene Ontology annotation, cellular component: membrane. Gene Ontology annotation, biological process: dipeptide transport; transmembrane transport. Lineage: Eukaryota; Viridiplantae; Streptophyta; Magnoliopsida; Lamiales; Phrymaceae. Gene Ontology annotation, molecular function: dipeptide transmembrane transporter activity; tripeptide transmembrane transporter activity. The record is from RefSeq and is a predicted model, not a curated record.
UUUUUGAGUCAUGAUAUUCCGGCCUAUAUAAAGAAGAACCAACUAAAGAUGUGAAACCCACAAACAAAUCUCAAUCAAAUUUAGUAUCUUACUAUCAACUUGUUUUAGUAUAAUGGAGAUUGAGCAAAGCAAGAAGAAACAAGAACCGCGUGUCGUCGACGAGAAAUGGGUGUACGAUUCUUCUCUCGAUCAUCGAGGAAGGAUUCCUCUACGGAGUUCCACCGGUGCAUGGAAGGCUUCGUUUUUCAUUAUCGCAAUUGAAUUCAGCGAGAGGUUGAGUUACUUUGGAAUAGCAACAAGCUUAAUAAUAUACCUAACAAAAGUGCUACACCAAGACCUAAAAACAGCGGCAAAAAGCGUCAACUAUUGGUCAGGCGUCACCACCAUGAUGCCGCUUAUCGGAGGAUUUUUAGCCGACGCUUAUCUCGGCCGAUUCACCGCCGUUUUUGCCUCCUCCGUCAUCUAUCUCCUGGGGUUGCUUCUGUUAACAAUGUCAAGAGUAGUCCCAUCGCUGAAACCAUGCAACACCGGAGAAACCUGCGCCGAAGCUCGAGACGUCCACGUCAUCGUCUUCUUCGUGGCGAUAUACCUGAUCUCCGUCGGCACCGGCGGGCACAAGCCAUCACUGGAAAGCUUCGGCGCCGACCAGUUCGACGACGACCACCCACAGGAGAGGAAAAACAAGAUGUCGUUUUUCAAUUGGUGGAACUUGGGCCUCUGCUGCGGUCUUCUCUUAGGGGUGACUGUGAUCGUCUACAUCCAGGACCACGUCAGCUGGGCUGCUGCAUAUAUCGCCCUUACAGCUGUCAUGUCUUUCACUGUGCUCGUCUUCUGCAUUGGACGGCCGUUUUAUCGGUUUCGGAAGCCGACGGGGAGUCCGUUAACGCCGUUACUGCAGGUUCUUGCUGCUGCUUUCGCAAAGAGAAAUCUCACGUCUCCGUCGGAGCCCGACCAGCUGUACGAGGUUUUUAGAUCGGACAAGACUCAGGGGAGGCCCCUUUUCCACACGGAGAAGCUCAAGUUUCUUGACAAAGCUGCGAUUAUCGAAAACGGACAAACUUCGGCGGAGAAACAAAAUCCAUGGAGACUUUCAACGGUGACAAAAGUGGAAGAAAUGAAGCUAAUUAUAAACAUGAUCCCGAUAUGGCUAACCACACUACCAUUCGGUAUCUGCGUAGCGCAAGCAGCCACAUUCUUCAUCAAACAAGGCACAACCCUCGAUCGAAAAAUCACCGACGAAUUCACAAUCCCACCGGCCUCGAUCUACGCACUAGCCGCCAUUGGAAUGAUAUUUUCCGUCACUGUCUACGAUAGAGCCCUCAUACCCUUUCUAAGACGAGUCACGAAAAACGAACGAGGCAUCAACAUUCUCCAAAGAAUCGGAAUCGGAAUGGUCUUCUCGGUUAUAACUAUGGUUGUAGCAGCUUUAGUCGAGAAAAAAAGACUAAAUCUCGUACGAGAAAAUCCAAUCAAGGGCUCGGUUUCGAUGAGCGUCUUCUGGCUGGCCCCGCAGUUUUUGAUAAUCGGAAUAGGUGACGGUUUUACCCUUGUGGGCUUGCAAGAGUAUUUCUACGAUCAAGUCCCGGAUUCGAUGAGGAGUUUAGGUAUUGCGUUGUAUCUGAGUGUGAUCGGGGUGGCGAAUUUCCUAAGCAGUCUUUUGAUAACUGUGGUCGACCGUUUGACCGAGAAAGGUGGCAAGAGCUGGUUCGGUAAGGAUUUGAACAGUAGCAGGCUCGAUUAUUUUUACUGGCUUUUGGCGGGAAUUACCGGGGUGAAUCUCGUGGUGUACGCUUUUGUUGCGAGUAGGUAUUCUUACAAGAAUGUGAAGAAGACCACUCUGGCUGUUUCUGAUUGCUAUGAAACAAUUGCUUAGCUUAUAUUGUAUUUAAUUUGCAUGCAUUUUGAUUAUUAUUUCGUACUUGUUUUCUAGAUUUGUAAGGCCUAACCUAGGAUUAAUUAUUUGAUGUGAUAUGUAUUUGCAUAUUAGUGUGUUGUUAUAGAUUUGAAUCUUGAAUUAAUUAUAUAUAACUUUGAGAUUUAUCUUUAA